This is a messenger RNA of Sordaria macrospora k-hell, 1194 nucleotides long. RefSeq lists its product as uncharacterized. Gene Ontology annotation, molecular function: hydrolase activity, acting on acid anhydrides, in phosphorus-containing anhydrides. The record is from RefSeq and is a predicted model, not a curated record. NCBI's taxonomy places the organism in Eukaryota, Fungi, Ascomycota, Sordariomycetes, Sordariales, Sordariaceae. Gene Ontology annotation, cellular component: mitochondrion.
AUGCCACCCAAAUCCGCACCCAAAGCCGAACUACCCCAACUCAACAAAACCCCUUCCGGUCCCGGCUCAGGCCCCCUCCCAAUCCGCCCCUCCUCCUCCGUCAUCCUUUUAUCUCCCACCAACCAAGUCCUUUUGCUUCAUCGGGUCGCCAAAUCUUCCUCUUUUGCCUCCGCGCACGUUUUCCCGGGUGGCAACCUUUCCGAGUUUCACGAAGGCGACUUUUAUCCUUUGCCAAAGAACGGGGAGUUGCACAAGGAUAGUGAAGCUUAUCGGUUGGCGGCUGUGAGGGAGACGUUUGAGGAGAGUGGGAUUUUGCUUGCGCGGAAGAAGGGGACUGGGGGGAAUGGAAGUGGGGGAAAUGGGGAUGGGAAUGAGAUGCUGGUGUUGAGUGAGGAGGAGCUGGAAGAGGGGAGGAAAGAAGUUUUCGGGGAUAGGAUCAAGUUUGGGAAGUGGUUGGAGGGAAAGGGCGGGGUUGCUGAUAUUGAAAACCUCCACCCCUUCACCCGCUGGAUCACGCCCCAAAACCAGCGCAAACGCUUCACCACGCAAAUGUACCUCUACAUGCUCCCCCUCAACACCAACACUUCCGAAUCGCAGACCCGAACCGUAGUCCAAACCCCCACCCACGACGGCGGCAUCGAGCACACCGCCGCACUCUUCGACUCCCCAUCUACUUGGCUAGCCAAGGCCUCCUCCGGAGAAAUUAUCCUCUACCCACCGCAGUUCUACCUCCUGACGCUCAUCAGCCGGUUCCUUCCCACCAACCACUCAUCAAACUACAGCGAGCAACGCGAGAAGCUUUUGUCGUUUUUGCGCCGUGUGCCGACUUCCAGCGUCAAGCAUCCCACCUCCGACAUCCCCUGGGCAAAAAAGGUCAUGAGUCCCGAAGUCGUCAGCUUCGCCAAGACUGGGAGUUACGGUAAUGGACGGGUAAUCUUGGGACUGGCGAAGCCGGGACAUGAGUUGAGGGAUAGUGGACGGGGAGGAGACGUUGAGAGGGUUGUGCUGGUGGAUUUCAGGAAGGAGGAGGUUGAAGAGACAAAGGAAGAGAAGACGGAGAGUGGGGUGGUGAAGAAGGUUGUCAAGACGGCGAUGAGGGUGCCGAGAGACUUGGAGGUGGUGGAGAGGGUGGAGGCUAUGGCUAUGGCUGCUGCUCCGACUGAGAAGACCAAGGGGAAGGGGAGUAAGCUGUAA